Molecule: messenger RNA, 3060 nt
Organism: Hibiscus syriacus
Lineage: Eukaryota; Viridiplantae; Streptophyta; Magnoliopsida; Malvales; Malvaceae
Product: protein BREAST CANCER SUSCEPTIBILITY 1 homolog
Exons: 13
Coding region: 31-2949 (972 amino acids)
Biological process (GO): negative regulation of fatty acid biosynthetic process; double-strand break repair via homologous recombination; positive regulation of transcription by RNA polymerase II
Cellular component (GO): BRCA1-A complex; BRCA1-BARD1 complex; plasma membrane
Molecular function (GO): ubiquitin-protein transferase activity
Source: RefSeq, a predicted model, not a curated record
AUCUCCAGAAUAAAGAAAAAUUCACCAAAUAUGGGGGAUCCGAGUCACCUCGAGAAAAUGGGCAGGGAGCUGAACUGCCCCAUUUGCUUGAGUCUGUUGAACUCUGCGGUUUCGCUCACAUGCAAUCAUGUAUUCUGCAAUGCCUGUAUAUUGAAAUCAAUGAAAUUGGGUUCCGAUUGUCCAGUUUGUAAAGUACCUUACCGGCGUCGAGAGGUUCGUCCAGCUCCUCACAUGGAUAACUUGGUUAACAUUUACAAAAGCAUGGAAGUUGCUUCAGGUUUCAGUAAUCUUGUUACUCAGAAGCCGCCUCUCGAUUGUCGUGAAAGAGUGAACAAUCAGGGAUCAAACCAAAGAAGAGGAUCACGUGUGGCUAAAUUGACAGAAAGUUAUAAUUCUAUUCCUGUGAAACCUUCUUUUCCAACCAACAAAAGGGUUCAGGUGCCACAAUAUCCCCUGUCGGAAACGCCUGUGCGGUCUGCAAAAACUCAAAAUGGGGUGGUAGAAAUUACAGAGAAUGAAUCUAAGAGGAGUACAUAUAUUACAAAGGAGGCCUCCAAUUUAAGAGAAAACGGGGAGCAAACACUCGCACCCUUUUUUUGGUUGAGGGAGGAGGAUGUAGAGAGGCCAAGUCAGCUCACAGAUGGCGAUCAAUGUGUGUACACAACACCGCCCGAACUUCCCUCUUUCAGUGAUAUGAAAGAUUCUGAUGAUGAAAGGUUUUCUAAUGAGGAGGAGAUGAAUGGAAACCCCAACAAUGUGAAUCUUUUUGAUAGUGAAAUGUUUGAAUGGACACAGAGACCUUGUUCUCCAGAACUUCUUCCAACUCCUAUUAAAAUGCAGGUUGAGGACACUGAAGAACCAGCAUUACAGGUUGAAAAUACAGUUGCCACUGGCCUGAUAACAAGAUAUGACACUUCAGACGAGAUGCUACCUAAUAUAACAUCUUCUACAACCAAGUGUGAUAGUGAUAAGAUCGGGAAUCGUAAAUCCCGGGGGCUGGGUGCUAAACAGAGAAAGACUGCUCCAAAGAAGAUUGGUGACAGAACUAGCAGUCAUAUUUCAGGAGAUCAUGUCAAUCUGGGAAAGGGAUCUGAAGAAUUUAACACAAAACAAGAAGCUGCCUGUAGUAGUAGUUCUUCAUAUUUGGCGAAGACUAGAAAAAAUCGUGAUGUGGCUGGGUUGGGUCACCAUGAAAAUGCUGAAACUCCUAAACAGGAUGACGCACAAUUGCCUGCUAUAGUCGGUAAGGGAAAAUGUGAUAUCAUAUAUGAGAACUUGAGGUCUGCAAAAAGUUGCAGGAAGAUCACUGCCCAGUCCCAAAAGAAAUCUUGUUCGAAGUCAAAGAAACAAAAAACAAGUUUCACUGAGGUUGAUAUCCCUAAAGAAGUUUCAACUGUUCAGAGUCUGACAAAUGAAAAUAUGAUUCAACAGAAGCCCUCACUUCUCAUUCCCUUAGCUCAUGACAGUGGUGCCAAACAGGUUGGAAAAGGAUCAAUUAAACGUGCUAGAGAAGUAAAGUUGGCUACAAGUUUGAAAAGUGAAAAAACCACGAGUUGUAAGAAAAAGAUGAAAGUUCCUUUUAGCGGUGACACAAAAAGUGGGUUGGCUGGAGACCAACAGCAAGGAAAUAGUAAUGUGUCUUCAGAAAGACUAAAUGAAAGUGUUCAUGGGAGUCCUGCUGUUGGAAUUUCAGAUGGUUCAACAAUAAAGAAGUUGCCUUUAGCAAAUGGAGUGACCUUGAGUAAAUGUGAGACCAUCACAAAUAAAACACAAUGUUCUUUCUGUCUUACUGCGGAAGAUUCUGAGGCUACAGGAGAGAUGGUUCAUUACUAUGAAGGCAGGCCUGUUCCUCAAGAUUACAAUGGUGGCUCUAAGGUCAUACAUUCACACAAGAACUGCACUGAAUGGGCCCCUAAUGUUUAUUUUGAAAAUGAUAAGGCAAUCAACCUUGAAGCUGAACUCUCCAGAAGUCGAAAAAUAAAAUGCUCUUGUUGUGGACUCAAAGGUGCAGCAUUAGGCUGUUAUGAAAGGAGUUGUCGCAAGAGUUUCCAUGUUCCCUGUGCAAAAUUAGUCUCACAAUGCCGGUGGGAUACUGAUAACUUUGUAAUAUUAUGCCCUCUCCAUGCCUCUUCUAAGUUGCCCAGAGAAAAGUCAGAAUCUCAAGGAAGCAGAAAACGGAGUGUUUUAAGAGGACAUUUGCCAAUUCACAACAAUGAAAUUCCUACAAAUGAAGUCACCAUGCAGAAGAAAUGGAAUCCUUGCGAAUCACGCUACAAAUUGGUUCUCUGUUGCUCAGCUCUCACAGUUGAAGAAAGAGAAAUCGUAUCUGAAUUUGAGAAGCAAGCUGGUGUUCCAGUGUUGAAAAGAUGGGAUUCAAAUGUCACCCAUAUCAUUGCAUCCACGGAUGAAAAUGGAGCAUGCAAAAGAACCCUUAAAUUUCUAAUCGGUAUCUUGGAGGGGAAGUGGAUCCUGAAUAUUAAUUGGGUCAAAGCUUGCAUCAAAGCCAUGAAACCUGUUGAUGAGUUACCAUAUGAAAUUAGUAUCGAUGUUCAUGGAAUCAGGGAUGGUCCACGACUUGGAAGGAUGAGACUCCAGAACAAGCAACCAAAGCUUUUUAACGAGUGUAAGUUCUAUAUAAUGGGGGAUUUCAAAACUUCUUACAAGGGAUACCUACAAGAUGUUGUAAUUGCAGCCGGAGGUACCAUUCUGCAUAGAAAACCUAUUUCGGGUGAUCUGGGAGCCCCGGCAUCUGGUUCUGCUAUAUCUUCAACCUUCAUAAUUUACAGUGUUGAGGUGCCCGAUAAGUGUGAUCUCAAGAAGCAACAUAUGAUUUUAAGCCGCAGGCAAUCAGAUGCGGAAGCUCUGGCAAAUUCAACAGGAGCAAAAGCAGUAAGCAAUUCUUGGGUUUUGAACUCCAUAUCUGCAUGCAAAAUGCAAAGUGUUGGUUAAUAAUGACAUGGGCUGUAGAGUCUCUUUCCUUUUAAAAUGUUUAAACAGUUCUAUAGUUGCACCCUAUGUUUAAUAUAGCUUAUACUAAUAAUAGGUUUUAUAUUUUAUGUA